Molecule: messenger RNA, 4034 nt
Organism: Plectropomus leopardus (leopard coralgrouper)
Lineage: Eukaryota; Metazoa; Chordata; Actinopteri; Perciformes; Serranidae
Gene: irf4a
Product: interferon regulatory factor 4a
Biological process (GO): immune system process; regulation of transcription by RNA polymerase II
Cellular component (GO): nucleus
Molecular function (GO): DNA-binding transcription factor activity, RNA polymerase II-specific; RNA polymerase II cis-regulatory region sequence-specific DNA binding; protein binding
Source: RefSeq, a predicted model, not a curated record
GACAAGAGCCUCAAAACAGAUUUCAGCGGGGAGAGUUCACAUGCGAGACGAUGAACCUGGAUGAGGACAGCGGCCUGGUAGCCAGCUGCGGCAAUGGCAAACUGAGACAGUGGCUGAUUGAUCAGAUUGACAGCAGGAGAUAUCCCGGCCUGGUUUGGGAAAAUGAGGAGAAAAGCAUCUUUAGGAUUCCAUGGAAACAUGCAGGAAAACAAGACUAUAACAGAGAGGAGGAUGCUGCGCUCUUCAAGGCCUGGGCAUUGUUUAAGGGAAAAUAUAAGGAAGGAGUUGACAAGCCAGAUCCCCCCACAUGGAAAACAAGACUACGCUGUGCUCUUAAUAAAAGCAAUGACUUUGAUGAGUUAGUGGAAAGAAGCCAACUGGACAUCUCAGACCCCUAUAAAGUCUACAGAAUCAUUCCAGAAGGAGCCAAAAGAGGUAUGAAGAUGAGCAUGGAGGAGACACCGUCAAAUGUAAAUGCCCUUGGCUAUAUUCCUCCAUAUACAUCUCUGCACACCCAGGUGCCUGGCUAUAUGGUGUCUCAGGAGAGAAGGGACUGGAGGGAUUACUCAUCCCCCGAACAACAACCUCUUCCACCUCCACAUCACCACGGGCCACAUGCAGAGCUGCAGUACGGUCAGUGCCACUACCCGUCACCGUUUGGCCGGGCUUGGCCGGGGUCACACACAGAAAAUGGUUUCCAGCUCUCCUUCCACACCUAUCUUUCAGAAUCGCAACCGCCUGUGUACACAAUGGACAAUAACGCCAUGACAGAUUUCAGCCUGCAUGUGUCUCUAUACUACAGAGAGUCUUUGGUGAAGGAGGUUACCACCAGCAGCCCAGAGGGUUGUCGGAUCACCACCCCUUCCUCCUCCUCUCCGUCCUCCUCCCCGUGCCCAGAGGACAAAUUUCACAGUGGGGCAGAAAUCAUCCUUUUUCCAUUCCCGUACCCAGAGUCUCAGAGGCGGGGUGCUGAGAUGCUUCCUAAUGUACUGGAGAAGGGGGUGCUUCUCUGGAUGACCCCUGAUGGGUUAUACGCUAAACGCCUCUGCCAGGGGCGAGUGUACUGGGAAGGACCUCUGGCUCCAUUUUUGGAUAAACCCAACAAGCUGGAGAAGGAACAGCCAUGCAAACUGUUUGACACCCAGCAAUUUCUUAUUGAGCUUCAAGAUUUUGCCCAUAAUGGCCGACAUUUACCGAGAUACCAGGUGGUGCUGUGUUUUGGAGACGAGUACCCAGACCCACAGCGCCCCAGGAAGAUGAUCACUGCACAGGUUGAGCCUGUGUUUGCCAGAAAACUGGUGUACUAUUAUCAGCAGAACAAUGGCCACUACCUGCGGGCUUUUGAUCACAUCCAGGAACAGAGCACACCUCCAACAAUCGACUAUCCUUCCCAGAGACCUCUACAGCAUAUUCAGGAGUGAUAAGCAGAAGCAAAAGCGGGCGCGCAUGCACACACACACACAUACACACACGACCGAGGGCAUGAAUGUGAAUGUACACCACUGACCGUUUCUCACACCUUGUGACUGCAGAGCUGGGUACUGUAAAUGGUGGAACUGUCAUACCAAGGGGUAGAGAUGGGGAAGACCCUGUCAUUUUCACUUGCACACCUUUGCGCUGUCGUCUUUGUGUCUGUGACUGUGGAGUAUUUUUUUUUUUUUUUCUCUUUCUCUCUCUCUCUCUCUACAUGUAUUAUUGUGACAGUGUGAAGGAUGCGGUUUGGGGGUGGGGGGGAUGAGGGGAGCAGAGGGCGACUGAGACAGGAAGUACUAGCACAGGUGCACAGGAAGAAUGGCCCCUAAGACAAACACUGAUACACCAAAGGGACAAAACAGACUGAAUGAAUACUUAUUGCUUUUUCACAGGUAACAGUUUACAAUGAGAUCACUGCACUCACAUGGUGAAGUGGCACGAUCAUAAACUUUGCCUUUAAAACCAGUUUACACAGGUCCAAAAACAUAGAAUACUUCAUAUAUCAGUGUGUAGUCCAUUGUAGACCUAAAUUCUGGCUUACACUGCCAAAAACUACUAUUACAACUGGAGUUUGAGAGAAAUUGAUGUUAUCAGUGCUCUGAUGGUGGAAUAGAGGAAGCUGUUAUCACAAAUUGUUUAUCUCUCGGCUGCUACAUAUGUUGCAGGACGCACUUAUGAAAAUCUAUUUCUACUUAAUCUGGUCAGCUUUUAAAAAUAUCAGAUUCCCUUAAAUUUCGACACACUGAACAAAACACCUACAAGGGCUCACAAGACAAUCUAAGACGUCAUCAGAUAGCUACAAACAUGCUUUGUCUUGCAAAAUAUUGUAUAAUGUUACUUCUUCAGGUCUCAAAACAUACCUAAUUUGAAAAAUUACUAACAACUUACAGACAUGUUACUGAAGUGGACAUGGCUUCAUAACACAGGCACACAUUUUAGGAAGGAUGCAGGGGACACAAUCAGACAGAAUCACUGAGACGUCACCGAUCACUUUCGGAUUGUGGGGAUAUGUAAAAUCUGCAAACUUGUAUAUUUCUGUUGUCAUUUUCAGCCGUAACUGUAAUGUUGAAAGAUGUAGAGUUAAACAUGGUGGUCAGAUGUAUAUCACUUUUCUGCAGAGCUUAAUUUAUACAGUGCUGCUUUGCUAGCAUGUUUGAUGACCUAAAUCUACUGUCACGGAAGCUGCAAUGCACUGCUGUCGACGAGGGCCGCAGCAAAACACAUUUUAGCCACUUUAAAGGACCCACCUAAAAAUUCUCAAUAUUAGUUUAAAUGUAGUCAUAUUUGAAUAUUUUCUCCACCUUACCUAACUCAAUAACCAAUCAAGGCAAGUGGUAGAUUGUAAUUUUUCACUCAAAAUAAUACCGAGACAAAUCCAUCUCCAUACAAUGCUCUUGCUUCGUAAUGAAUUCUCACAAGCUAAAAAAGAUUAGGGACCACUCGCUUGCAUCACAUUAUUGUAGAUCAGCUUGGACCGAAAAGUCUCUGUCACCACAAAGAGUGGGCGGCCUUGACCGGACUGGACUGAAGGAGGUUGACUGGAAAAAUCACACUCAUUCCGUAACUCGGGAGGAAACCAUACCUGUUCCUCUUGACCUGAAACUUUAGGCCUCGCAAAUGGGAAGGAAAACUACCUUUGUGUUCGGUGUGUAAGUUCAACCAGGGAGGAGCUCCCUGGUUCCCAUGCCACAGACACCCUGAGUUCCCCACUGUUGAGGUUCACACACUGGAUGUAACGUCCACACAAAAGCUAUCCUAAGAGCCUGACAACCCAGUUAGGAAUGUAUCAUAAAACAUAAAAAUCUGACAGUGGGAGUAACGCAAUUCCUGAUGAAGUCCCAAAGGCUGAUGCAGAGGGGAUACAGGUUUUGGUAUGUUUUUCUUCUGUGGUCCAGAGUUUCGAUCUCUGCAUUUACUUCCUUCACACUUAAACCACAUCACUUUCACAAUGGCUUCAAAAGUCUGACCAAAAUCACAGGCGGGAAUGUUUUUCUGUGUGUGCGUGCGUGUGUGUGUGUGUGUGUGUGUGUGCAUGAGAACCAUAAAUUUUCCCCCUCAAAUUUAGUUUCACAUUACUUCACAGUCAGACAUUUGACUCAUUAAAAAUCAAAUCAGAAGAGUGAAAACGUUACCAGCUUAACAUUCAUGUGCUGUUGUGGUAAACAUUGUGUUUGCAUGUGUGUGUGUGUGUGUGUGUGUGUGGUAAAGGGCCAUGUGUGUGCAUGUGUGUAGGCGGUUCAUGUGUGUUUCACACUAUUACUGUUAUCAGGAAUUGACAUUUAUGGACUCAGGAUAAACAUAAACAUGUGACUCCCCCACCUACAACAUCAGUGAGUCAAAAGCAGACAGGCACACCAAUUUCACGUCACACUUUACAGUUACAGUAAAACAUUCAGAACGAGCUUCACAGGAAAUCGCAAAAUACGUGCUUACCGGAGGAAAAUUAUGUCAGCAUUUUGUACAAAUAUUUGAAUAAUGACAAGGACUAGAGAUUGUAAGGAGACUGAUUAAUGUAAAAUUGCCAUGAUUUAUUUUGAAAUAAAUAUAUCAAUCUUCUCUCA